Ictalurus furcatus (blue catfish) is the source of this 1521-nucleotide messenger RNA. RefSeq names its product low choriolytic enzyme. Gene Ontology annotation, biological process: proteolysis. Gene Ontology annotation, molecular function: zinc ion binding; metalloendopeptidase activity. Bases 92 to 874 code for a protein of 260 amino acids. The transcript is spliced from 9 exons. The record is from RefSeq and is a predicted model, not a curated record. Lineage: Eukaryota; Metazoa; Chordata; Actinopteri; Siluriformes; Ictaluridae.
AACAAACAGAAAAGAGUAUAAAACACUGCCGUGCCUCUGCUAAUGUAUUUUCAUACAAUUUCUACUUGGUGAUUUGAGGACGUUUGGUGUCAUGUUUGUGUAUAAGGUGACUGUGUGUCUGCUGGCCCUGCUGCUGGUCUGUUCUGCAGAGGAGGACCCGCUUGCUGAUCUGUCUGUGGGAGAGCGGCUCGAGAGAGUGAACAGUAUCAACAAUCGUGGUGUAGAUGAACCCGAGCUGAUUGAAGGAGACAUUGCGGUUUAUGAUGACAACGGGAGAAACGCUGAUCCCUGCACGUCCCGUGAUUGCAUGUGGCCAAAGUCGAGUGAUGGCAAAGUCUAUGUACCCUAUGUCAUCGCCAAUCACUACACCGAUCGCGAGCGGCAGAUUAUCCAGCGAGGCCUGGAAUCUUUCUCCUCCAUCACCUGUAUCCGUUUUACUCCACGCUCCAAUGAGAGGGAUUAUAUCAGCAUUGAGUCUCUCACUGGAUGCUACUCUUAUAUUGGACGCACCGGUAAAGCACAGACGUUGUCCCUGGCUCGUAGCGGCUGCAUCUACCAUGAUACCGUCCAGCAUGAGCUUCUUCAUGCUCUGGGCUUUAAUCACGAACAGACCCGCAGCGAUCGAGACAGCUACAUCCGUGUUGCCUGGGAGAACAUUAUUGAGGGCAAAGAACACAAUUUCAACAAGAAGGCCACUCUGAACCAGGGUACAUCUUACGACUACAACUCCGUCAUGCAAUACCACAAAACUGCUUUCUCUAAGAAUGGCCAGCCCACCAUGAUCCCCAUCCCUGACCCCAAUGUACCCUUCGGAACGGCGAGUGAGAUGAGCCAAACUGACAUCCUCAGACUCAACAGACUCUACCAGUGCUAAACUGCUGAGCGCUGCAGAUGGGCAAUCAUUCAGGUGGCCUCGGACUGGAUAACUUCAGGAUAAUAAUAAAUGGAAACUAAUAAAACUGGAUGAUAAUAAAUUCACUCAUUUGUUGCACUCAAUACAAAAGUCAACACAAGUUUCUCAAAAUCAGUUGUUUAAAAAAUUGUUGUUGUUGUUCAGUGCAAAGCUAUGCUAUGUACACAACCCCUUUGUUUUACGUAGGUACUCAUGCGAUAUACCUUUGGAAAGCUAAGAUUCUUGUGAUUCGAUUGAUUAUAAACAGUUUCAAGAUACAAUCAAAACAGCAUCUACAUUCAACGUCGCUGUCAGACCACCGACAUACAAACAAACACUUACAAAACUGAGGUAACUCACUUAUGAAGCCUCAUAGUAGUCCACUGAUCCAUAACAUCCUGUCAAAAACAGUCUUGUUACACUGGCAAAGGUCUAAACAAUCCAAUUAUAUAAAAAUAUUUAGUCCGAAACACACAAAAAAAAUCUGUAAAUACCCACGGACUGUUGCUGCGUCAUUUCAAAUUACUGGCAGAUAUGCCUAAUCUUUCAAUUUUCUCCAUUAUAACUUCUGUUUGCUUGUGAAUAUCCCUAAUUGCUUCAUUUCAAAAUGGCCACUGAGCUCUGCCCUU